This is a messenger RNA of Hylaeus anthracinus, 2379 nucleotides long. RefSeq names its product transmembrane protein 120 homolog. Bases 1034 to 2101 code for a protein of 355 amino acids. Gene Ontology annotation, cellular component: membrane. The transcript is spliced from 6 exons. NCBI's taxonomy places the organism in Eukaryota, Metazoa, Arthropoda, Insecta, Hymenoptera, Colletidae. The record is from RefSeq and is a predicted model, not a curated record.
GUAUGGUACCGAUUAUAGAGAUAGUCUUUGGAGAUGUUUGCUUCUCGCGAUCUACGAUCUCUAAUCUAUAUUAAACUGCAUACGUAUUCGCUAUGAUCGGAUAAAUGCCAAUAACCUCGUUAUAAUUAGAUAACAGUGAUUCAUCGAUUCUUAUUCGCAGUUUCUUUUGUUGUUAUCCUUGAUUCAUGUACUCGUCAAGCCUCGAGACUCGUUGCAAGUGCAGUAAGACUAUAAAGGAGACAUAUCGAUCGAAAACGUUCCAAUGUUAACGAAUGCUUAACAACUACUCGACACGAUUUUAUUCCAACGAAUAAUUCAAAUCGUUUAAUCAACGUCGAAUAAACUCUGUAUCGCAACAGUAGAAUCUAAUUCAACGAUACCGAAUACGAUAUCCAAAAGUUAUCAGUGAAAUUAUAUAAGUCGAAUCAGUCGAUUCAGUUAGGAAAUAGUUUAGUUGCGUAUCAUCGUCAUCGAGCAUGAUGCCUAAUUUGCCUCCGACUAUUCACGAUUACGACGGCCAAGUACUAUUCCGUAAACAUCGAGUAACAUGUUCGCUACGUAUUCAAAUAUCACUUAGUACAAUCGUGUAAGAAGCAAAAGGAACGUUUACGUAUUCAGAGUAUUGAUAUUUCUUUUGUAUUCGAUUCGUCAUCAAUUAGCAUUUCUCAAUGUUCUCGCGCAGGUACUCGUUCGAUUCUCGAGAUUCUCGAAGAACAUAAAUAUUUUUUAUAUUCUUCGAACAUUUGUUUCCUUCGAUUUGCAACACUUAAAAAGAUCGCGUUGAAUUUUUGCUAAACGAUGUUCCUAAAAUAAAAUUAUUCUUCCCCACCACCCUAUCAAAUAUUCGAAAUACAGUCUUAUCAUACGUCGGCCCUGAAGAUCGCGAUAAUCGGUACGCGGGUUCUAGAGCACUCUGUCGCUAGAUCCACGAGCAUCUACGAGGAACUGGUCAGCCCCAGGAACACGAUUACACUGUACUUGAAUUCCUACUUCCUGGCGUGAUUUCAACCAUCGUCAUUUUUUUCUCGCUACGAUGGACACCGAUGUCGAGUCCUGUUUAAAAGACUGGAACGACUUAGCGAAAGAUUAUAAGGACUUAGAAGUAUUAAACAGAGAGUACCUUGCAAAAUUAGAGGAAAUAAGCGAACUUCAAGCAAAAUGUUUAAAAGGUAUUUCUCACCAGAGGUACAGGAUGGGUGUAAUAUCAAAAUCACUCAAACAGUUGCACGCAAGCGAUGCAAGGAAAAGUUUAGCUAAAGAUAUGGCCAGAAGAGAAGAGCAAUUACACGAAAUGGAACAGACAUUGCCAAAACGAAAUGGCACGUACCUUCAAAUUAUUUUAGGCAGCGUUAAUGUUUCCAUAUUAAACAGAAGUGAUAAGUUCAAGUACAAAGAUGAGUAUGAAAAGUUUAAGUUAAUCCUCUCUGUAAUUGGGUUCAUUCUAUCCGUAUUAAAUCUAGUCACCAAUGUCAGAACUUUGGAACUCAGUUUUAUGUUCCUCUUAGUUUGGUACUACUGUACGUUGACAAUAAGAGAAAGUAUAUUAAAAGUAAACGGUUCGAAAAUCAAAGGUUGGUGGAGAUUUCAUCAUUUUCUCUCAACCGUCGUAUCCGGUGUUCUAUUAGUAUGGCCUAACACGGGGCCGUGGUACGCAUUUCGACAACAAUUUAUGUGGUUCAAUGUGUAUAUUAGUGUAGUGCAGUAUUUGCAAUUCUGUUAUCAACGCGGUGUGUUAUACCGCUUGAAAGCAUUAGGCGAAAGGCAUAAUAUGGAUAUUACUAUCGAAGGUUUUCAUUCGUGGAUGUGGCGUGGACUUUCAUUUUUGUUGCCAUUCUUGUUUGUUGGAUACUUAUUUCAAUUGUAUAACGCAUAUGUAUUGUACACGUUAAUAUCCCACCCAGAAGCUACAUGGCAUGUUCCAGUCCUUAGCAGCAUGUUUUUAGUACUGUUCCUAGGUAAUUUGAUAACAACUUGUAUGGUAAUUCCUCAAAAAUUGAGACAACGUAUGAGAGAUCAUCUCCCGGGAGUAUUUUGUUCUAAACCCGAGCGUAAAGUAGAAGCGAAUAACGAGAAAGAUGUUAAAGAUCAAAAAUCCGAGUGAAAGGACAUUAGUACACCUCGAAUGCAAUGUUUGAUUAGGCGAGUAUGACAGACAAAUAAAGUACGAAGUAAAGUUGACGAAUGUGUGAAAAAAUCUGUGGAAAAACAUUAACGGUAUCCUGGAAAAACGAGUAGUUAGAUAUUUUAGUUCCGUAUAGACAAUUACAUAAUAUACCAAAAAGUAGUUGAAGUAUCGUAAAUGAUUCUUUCCUCUACGUGCCGACGUCUUUCUACAUGUAUCGCCGAGCAUAGAACUAAUUAUAUAUCAGCUAAUUGUAA